AUGAGUGGGAACUUCGGGGACUCCUUUCCCAAACAUCCUAAUCCGGAAAAAGCCCCGAUCAAUCACGACUGGGGCGUGUCUGUCUACCCACAACCGUCCCCGUUCAAUUUUGCAGCUGCCGAGACUAUACCUGCUCGUGAAGGUCCUUCCAAGCCCAACAUCAGGCAUGUGAAUGCUAAAGUGGCCAUUCCCCGGACUUCGCAGCCCAGUAGUUGGACCAGCAGUGGUCGAGUCAGUCGGGCCUGUGAAAAUUGCCGUGAACAAAAGGCCAAAUGUAGUGGCCAUCGCCCAGCAUGUCAUCGGUGCCAGGAUGCCGGGGUCCGAUGCUCGUACGGCGAUCGGAAAAGGGAGAGGAUGAUGAAGCAACUGAAUGAUCUGACUACACAAGUUGAAACUUAUGACGCUUUGCUACGCAAUCUUUAUCCCAAGCUCGGUGCGUCCUUGGCCCGACAAGUGGAUCAAACCCUGAGAGACCUCAAUUCACGCCCUCUCAUCGCCCAAGCCAAAGUCCCUUCCCCUGUUUUGUCCACUCCAUCCAACAAUGCACAACAUCUAAGUAUUCUAUCUUCCAGUGCAGAUGUGAGCUCUAUGGUUGCUUCCUCGGGGGCUGUAGACUACACCGAAGAAGACUUUAACCGUGAUGAGAAAGUGCAAGCGGUGGGAUUUGUGGGCGAACAUUCGGAGAUGGCCUGGUUGUACAGACUCAAACGCGACCUUGAUCGUGAGACUUUCAAAUCGAUUAAAGAGGUAUCUGAACGCCCUCCGAUCUCAUCCGUGACCUUCUUCCAAGAUGAUUCGGGAAUCUUGGUUUUCGACGAUAUCGACCUCGCACGCCGUCCUCCACAACACAUCGCUAACGGACUCAUGGAUGCUUACUUCCAUGUUGUUCAUCCUGAGUUUCCGAUCAUUGGAAAGACCAUAUUUUUAAACCAGUAUCGAUCCUUCUAUAUGAAUCCGAACGUGCGACCUGGUAAACGCUGGAUUGCGAUGCUGAACCUGGUUUUUGCCAUCGCGACCAGACACGCCCUUCUUGUCGAUCAGCCCCAACCGGAUUGCGAUGAUCAUCAAACUUAUUUUGAACGGGCAUGGAGGCUUAGUGUGGGCAAUGUGCUGCUAGACCAUCCGGACUUGCAACAAGCACAAGUGGAGGGCUUAGCUGCUUUUUACCUCUUGUCAGUUGGGCAAGUCAACAGAUCAUGGAGAAUCAUCGGUCUUGCGAUUCGAUCGGCAGCGACCAUGGGCCUAAACAUCCGAAGCGAAACCGAAAGCAUCACGCACUUUUCAAAGGAACUUCGAUAUCGGGUUUGGUGGGCACUGUUCAUGCUGGAUAUUUGUUUGUGUGAGAUGACUGGACGUCCACUUAGCACGAGGGACAUCUUCUGCACCACGCCCCUUCCUGUUCCCUUUCAAGAGGAGGAAUUUUGCGAUGAGCGUGUGGUGCAGGUUAUCACAAACCAAGAAAAUCGAAAUGCCUUCUUCACUUCUUUAUUUAUCAAUACUCCUAUUGAUUCACCGACGGAGGGUGUGGCUCUCAAAUCCCCAGCGCAGCAGGGGAAGGGCAAGGGGAAACAACAAGAAAGACCGAAUCAGAUGGGGGCCAUGGAUUUCACACCUAAUACUUCUCUGUGCUUUCUGUAUGCGGUGGAUCUAGCUCAUAUCUUGAGAGAUGCUAUCGAUAUCCUGUAUGCUCCUGGGUCAACACGGCAGUCAUGGCAUGAUAUCGAAACAGCCAUUUCCAUGCUCAACAAUCAUGCGGACAACUGGUUAUCUCGUCUCCCAGCGGAGUUUCAUUUCAUAACGCUAGACAGAACCCACCAGUUUGUGCGGCAGUGUGUUAGCCUCGCUUUCAGGUUCUAUGCCACGAAGUUGAUAAUAUUGCAGCCCUGCUUUCGCCGUCUCUCUCAAUCAUCAUCCGAAGCAACGUCUCCGGGAACGCUGUGUGAUCAAAUGGCAGCCAUGUGCGUUCAGAUGGCAGGCCAAAUGGUAGAUAUGCUGCCCGAGGUACCAGAUUUGGAUUGGUUGUAUGGCGUCACUCCGUGGUGGUGCAUCCUGCACAAUAUCAUGCAGUCUACUACUAUUCUCCUCACCUGGCUGUUCAUGCGCAGCCAUCUCAGCCCACCUAAUCCUGCUGAUAUUAUCAGGCACAUACAAAAGGCGAUUCGCUGGUUGAAAGAAAUGUCUACGAAAGACCCCUGCUCGCAGAAAGCCUGGAUUGUGUGCGUGGAUAUUCUCUCGCGGCAUGGCUUGAAGUUCGGGUUCAACCUCGACCUCGAACUCUAG
Molecule: messenger RNA, 2280 nt
Organism: Penicillium paradoxum
Lineage: Eukaryota; Fungi; Ascomycota; Eurotiomycetes; Eurotiales; Aspergillaceae
Product: putative C6 transcription factor
Exons: 3
Coding region: 1-2280 (759 amino acids)
Biological process (GO): DNA-templated transcription; regulation of DNA-templated transcription
Molecular function (GO): zinc ion binding; DNA-binding transcription factor activity, RNA polymerase II-specific; DNA binding
Source: RefSeq, a predicted model, not a curated record